AUGUUGACAAUUCUAAUAGAAAGGGCUAAGGAGGCUGGUCAGGUAGGUGGCCUGGUGCCUCAUCUAGUUGAUGGAGCCACAGCUCCAAGAAUACGUACGCGGAGGAGGUGGCUCGGGCCGGUGUCGACGCCGUCCGGCGCGGGCCAUGGGCCCGCUUCCAAGUGCGUCUGCGCGCCGGCCACCCACGCCGGGUCCUUCAAGUGCCGCUUCCACCGCAUCAACUCCCAGGGCCACGACCAGGGCCACGGCCAGGGAAGCCGCCCUUCUUCGCCCCCUUCACUGGCCACGGCCAACGAGGUGCCGCGGCACCCGGCCUCGCCGUCCUCGUCCUCCGGCACCGUCGCGACCCAGUGA
Molecule: messenger RNA, 354 nt
Organism: Triticum turgidum subsp. durum (durum wheat)
Lineage: Eukaryota; Viridiplantae; Streptophyta; Magnoliopsida; Poales; Poaceae
Source: the annotation of a GenBank genome assembly